GCAUCUGCUGGAGCUCAUGGACAUUCACAGGCGCGUGGCAUGCUUCUGAUACGCUAUGAUGACUGUUUGCGAUGAACCACGGGCCAUGGGCCAUGUCGGAGGGUGGUAGGCUGCGCCACCGCGGACGCAGGUGCAGGGUGUGUUACAUGAAGGCAUUGUGCCGAGGCGGAGAUGCGGAGCGGACUGGAUUUCGAAACGGAGGCGCGGCGAAGGGAGGCGCAAGGCGCGGAGGCGGAGGGCGUGAGAAUGUACGGGCCCUUUUAGGAAUUACAGUGUGAGAGGGCCGGGGCCGAGUCCAUGGCUAAUGACCAAUGUCCCAAGUCUAGAUAUCGCUGCGUAGGC
Cutaneotrichosporon oleaginosum is the source of this 342-nucleotide messenger RNA. RefSeq lists its product as uncharacterized. The record is from RefSeq and is a predicted model, not a curated record. NCBI's taxonomy places the organism in Eukaryota, Fungi, Basidiomycota, Tremellomycetes, Trichosporonales, Trichosporonaceae.